This is a messenger RNA of Porites lobata, 2858 nucleotides long. The record is from the annotation of a GenBank genome assembly. NCBI's taxonomy places the organism in Eukaryota, Metazoa, Cnidaria, Anthozoa, Scleractinia, Poritidae.
AUUAUCCAAAGAAAUAACUUGAUGCAAGCAAUAGAUUUCCCGGAAAAUAUACUCAAGCUUCCAAGGAAACAACCGUUUGGAAACAAAGGUAAUAUUUAUAACCAAAUAAGGAUGCUGGUCGAAGUUCAUUUACCGAGAAAAAUUAAACAACAAUGUAUUUAUUUAAAGAAAUAUAAAGUUUACAAUUCUUUAUGUCCUGCAAAUAGCUAUAAUGCUAACCUAGGCAGGACAAGACUUUAAAUAAUUCACCUUCUGAGCGUCAGAUUUGACGUCUAGUUACACGUGACUAUUGUUGUAAACAAACCCCGAAAAGUGCGGACAUCUGCUCUCUCAUGGGAACAACAGAGGAAGCUGAUUAUCGUACUCAGAAUUCCUAGAAUUUAAUAGCCAGUUUUCUUUUGUUCAAAAGAGAAUGGGAAUGAAUUGUUACAUGUACUCUCGAACUUUUACGGCGUAUUUUCGGGGAAAUUCCUAUUUUGGAAUUCGUAGCAAUACCUGACAGGUAUUCCUAGAAAACUACAACAGACUGUAAAACACUUUCCCUGAUAUAUAUACCACUGCUAAUUUGACUUCUGAUACUCCUGUUUUUGGUCAUGGCAAUGUCCACGUUUGCGUCUGGUUACUCUAUUCUUUUGUAGAAAGACGAAGCACAGAAAGAAUUUGUUACAGGAAUACAAUGGCUAGACAAAGCAGUUGGAGUUCUCUGUAAAGCUGAGAUCAAUACAACUACACCGGCGAAGACUGUGAAAGCAAUUGCCCAGAAUUUGCGUCUCCCAAUACGUCAGGCUCACACACACUUAAACACAGCAUUAAAUUUUUGGGAACUCGAAAAGGCACGCCAGUGUGAGGAAACUGAGAGACUAAUCUUCUCCAUUAGCAGCUUAAAGAUCAAUGUUUCUGAGAGGAAAAUGAAAGUAGAACAGAUGAAUCAACAACUUCAGGGUCUGAACCAACAAAUUAAAGACAGCGAACAAAAUGUUGAACAAGCGAAAAAAGCACUCAGUAAUGCCCAGGACACACUUAACAAUGCUGAAAGAGAGAAAAAAAAAAGUGAGAAAAAUAAUCUUUGCCAACAACUGAAGAGUGAAGAAAAGGAGAAGCAAAUAACAGGGCAGCGAUUACGAGAUCAAGAGCGUCAAUUGCAAGAUCUCCAAAUGGCCCAACAAAGGUCCAUCGAACUAAAUGAUAAACUGAUGAGAACGUGCCAUGUAAUGACAAAAAUUUGGGGGAAAAGCCAAGAACUAAAUAACGAAGCUCGCCGUGCGUACUCCUUGGAACCGUUACUGACACCUAUUAAGGAAAUAGUUGACACGUUUACACCUGAGGAACAGAAAGAGAUAAAACAAAACACUUUUUUAUUGUCGAAAGAAAUCGACUUCUCCUCCAUAACGUGGAAACUGAAAGCUGUUUGUGACGCAAAUGCUGAUAGUUCAAUACGUUCUAUAACACUUGUCACAUCCAGUAUCUUUAUAUUCCUCAGUGAAUCUGUGUGAAACUUUAGUUUAUGUUUAUAGACAAAGAGAAUAUGAAAUAAUCGAGAUAAUUAAUCUAAAUAAAACAGAUUGAUCCAGAUAUAAACUAAGUUUAAGAAUGUGUGUUUUCGUUUUGCCAGAUCAGCCGAAUUCGUAUAUUGAGACGUGUACGUAGACGGAGAACUCUAAAAUAUGAAUUUACCUAUUGGUAUGGUGCGUGUAUGAAUUUAAGAGAGACAAGAAAGAAUCUUACAGAUUUAGCUAAGACCCUUACAUGGAAAACUUAUAAAAUGUGUUUAUUAAUAUGUCUGGGUAAUUGUGGUAGUUUGACUAAUCGUAGAUCGACGGAAAUAUUAUCCUCACCCAUAAUUAGUGGUGUUAGACUGUUAGCUAGAAUUCAAAAUGUCAUUUCUUUUUUAGACUUCAUUAAGUUCUGCUGGCAACAAGUCAUAACAACGUCUCAACAAGAGUGCUUUAGUGGCACAAUUACAAAUUAAGCUAAAUAAUCACUGGAAUAGGCCCUUAAGAUAAAAGGAAAAUACUAAUUCACAUCUUAGCAAUUAGCAUCACAUGAUUUCUGGGAGGGAGAUGAAAAUGAAUCAAGUCUUGUGAAGAAUACACCUUACCCGCAAAAAAUUAUUUACCUUUGCUUUGAAGGCAUGAUUUGUAGUUUGCAUGACGAACUUUGAGCCACUCAAAACCUGUUAUGCAAAUUAGCUGCGAGUACAUUCAAUGUGCAACUUAAUGCGCCCAUGGUUUGACAACUCUCGGUUCUUGAGGUGUUUGCUGAACGCCCUAGGACUUCAGUAAAUCGACCACAGAAGAGUAAUUCAAGCUACUAAACUCAGUUAGUGCCCGUACUACGAUUGCUUAAAGGGACAGGUUCACGGUUCAGCGCAUGCUCAUUUAUCAAAAUGCUGUUUUUCUGCCAGGACAUGCUGUAUCGUCUAUGCAAGCAAUAUGAUCAUGUCAUAAUGUUGUCAAAGAACCAAUCUGCAAAAUCCCCUGGCUGUUACUUGCACAUCAUCAACUUAAAUAUUUGCAAAUAGAUGUUAACAGUAAAUUAAUCAACCAUGGAAUAAAACCUUUGGGUCAGCAAUAAAUUCAACGUCGGUAUAGUGCUGGCAUAAUCCACUAAUCUUUUCGGAGAUUUUAUUACUCCUCCAUCUUACUUCACGUUACUCUGAAAUACAAUUCUACUUUGAAAUACACUCUGAGAUCGCUGAGAUACAUGUGAGUGGAUUGUUGACCUAUAGAAUUAAUUGGAAAAAGGUAAUUUAAUUAAUGAGCCGAUGCACUUAACCGUGAACCUGGCUGAUAUACUCCUAAAAUAGUAAGAGCUUCUUCAGAAUACCUGGCCACGGUACAGUUGAAUUUAAACACAGU